Messenger RNA from Symbiodinium natans, 1140 nucleotides. The record is from the annotation of a GenBank genome assembly. Lineage: Eukaryota; Dinophyceae; Suessiales; Symbiodiniaceae.
AUGGCGCAUGUCGCAGUCUUCUUGUCGAUGUUGUUCGGCCUGGCGUUGAGACCUUGCCUCGGCAGGGCCUUUCCCCUGCUGAAAUCCUUGGAUAGUGUCUUCCAGGAGUUACCCAAGGACUGGGUCGCUCCUCGUGUGGCGCGGAGGUACUUCCAUGUUUUGGGGAAGGUGCCAGAGGGGCGGCGCUUGGAGCUUCUGGCGCCAGGCUUGACCGAGCACAACGUUAUUGUUGACACGUUGAACCGCACAUACACCAUCUAUGUCGCCAACCCAGACACACACGUACAACAGCAGGGGCUCAUUGUCUGGCUGCACGGUCUUAAUAAUCACCACCUCCGCAUUUGGAAUUCGGGGGACUACCGAAGCAACACUGCCAAGCUUGGUUGGGUAUCGGUUUUUCCGCUGGGUUGGACUGCUAACAGGGACGGCACAGGCCGAAGUUGGUACUCGGGGGGGUGCUGCCAUAUAGAUAACGCGGUUGUGGACGAUAAAUCCUUCAUCAAGGAGAUGAUGGCCAUCAUCCGUGGCACUUUCCAGCUGGACAUCCCGGAAGGGAGGUUCUUUCUCUCGGGCUACAGCGCAGGUUGCUACCUCGCACACGCGAUCUCCUGCGAUCCAACGACAGCCGCCGACUUCGACGCCUUCGGCGGCCAUGGUUGCUAUUGGAACCGGAGUUGGAAUUAUUACUACUGCGUUGAAGGUUGUGCCCCAACGAAGCCCUUCUUCUACGCAACAGGGACUUUGGAUCAAUAUUUUCUCGAAAAGGAUGCAGAUGCGAGUUGGGCUCGUUAUACGACGUGGCUACAGUGCCAAGGAGAGGCGCAGCUGUCUUUCAGCUCCGGUAUUGUCACAUGCACCGACAAGACGAAUUGCGGACCAAAUUUGGUAAGCGCUCGGCACUGCAAGCUUCACGGUUAUGGGCACGGCUUUCCUGUUGCAUCCCAAGACCCCCCAAGGUGGGAGUUUUCCUUGGAACAAUGGAAAUGGUGGACGAGCGUUGUCGAAGCUAACGUCACGGAGUUCAACUUCACGGGGUAUCGUGCGGGGUUAACGGACCCCUCAGCGGACGAUGCCGCCCCAUCGAAGGUGUCGUCCCUUGGCCUUUUCCUGGCCAUGGUCUCACUUCAUAUGGUGAUUUGA